Pipistrellus nathusii (Nathusius's pipistrelle) is the source of this 657-nucleotide messenger RNA. Lineage: Eukaryota; Metazoa; Chordata; Mammalia; Chiroptera; Vespertilionidae. The record is from the annotation of a GenBank genome assembly.
AUGUCGGAAGGAGAGGCUCCCGCCCCGCGGGGCCGGGCGCUGCCCCCGGACGUGCUGGCGGAGCAGGUGGAGCUGUGGUGGUCCCAGGAGCCGCGGCGCUCGGCGCUCUGCUUUGCCACGGCCGUGGGCCUGGUGGCCGGCUGCGGGGCGGGCGGCGUGGCGCUGCUCGCCUCCACCAGCAGCCGCUCGGGCGAGUGGCGGCUGGCGGCGGGCACGGCGCUCUGCCUGCUGGCCCUGCUGGUGCUGGUGAAGCAGCUGAUGAGCUCGGCCGUGCAGGACAUGAACUGCGUGCGGCAGCCCCAGCACGUGGCCCUGCUGCGCAGCGGCGGCGGCGCCGACGCCCUGGUGGUGCUGCUCAGCGGCCUGGUGCUGCUGGUCGCCGGCCUGGCGCUGGCCGGGCUGGCCGCCGCCCCGGCCCCCGCCCGGCCGCUCACCGCCAUGCUGUCCGUGGGCAUCGCCCUGGCGGCCUCCGGCUCGCUCCUGCUGCUGGGCCUGCUGCUGUACCAAGUGGGCGUGCGCGGGCGCUGCCCUCCCCUCCGCGCCGCUGCCCCCUCCGCCCGCGGGGACCACGGCGGCGGCAGCAUCUUCAGCAUCUCAGGACGGCUCUCUGCUGGCCAGCGUCAGGAGACCACGUCCAGCAUCGCCAGCCUCAUCUGA